CUUCUGUUCGUUAAAUAUAUACUCCUCCACCACCUCACUCCCUCGCCUUCUCAUUCACCAACCCAGCAAAGCUCGAUCGACCACGUGAUCGAGCUCGAUCUGCUCGCCGCCGGCGGUGACCAUCAGCCAUGGGCAACUGCCUGCAGAGCGGCGGCGGCGGCGCGGCGGCGUUGGGAGACGGGAAGAUGAGCAUGAGGAGGAGAGUCUGCGGCGGCGGUGGUGGUGGGGAGGAGGAAGACGAGGCUGCAGGGUCGUCGUCGUCGUCGUCGGUGAUGAAGGUGAAGAUGGUGCUGACGAAAGCCGAGCUGGAGUGGCUCAUGGCGCAGCUCAAGGCCGGCGACCGCCGCCUCGAGGACGUGCUCCAGGAGAUGGCCCGCAAGCGCAACCGCGGCCUCCUCACCACCGCCGCCGCCGCCGGUGACGCCUGCGCCGCCUGCGCCGCCGGCGCCGGAGGAGGCGACGGCGCCGACGGGUGCUGGCGGCCCAGCCUGGAGAGCAUCGUCGAGGGCCCCGAGAUGAGCUCCUUCAGCUUCGACUACUGAACUGAUCGCCAGUGUGUCAAAGAGCUAGAGCCUUGUUAAUUACGUUAAUUACCUUGCUAAUUACGUUUAGAGCACGGUAAUUUUUCUUGUUAGCAGUGCAUGGCCGUCUUUGCUUGCCAUGGAUGAAUCAUGAAUGGGAUGAUCAGGGAAGGAUAAAUUUAACUCUUGUCCUAAUGGCUAGAGUUAUGAGUUACUACUUGGAGUUGUAGCUAGGGGUAAUUAAUCUAGGUCGGCUCCUUGCUGCUUUUGAGUUAAUCUUUGCUUAACUUUUUUUUUCAUUUUUGUAUAUACAGUGUACUAUCUCUGAGAAGUAGUAGAAAUACUCUUGUAGUCUUGUAUACUUUAUUACUUGUAUGCUCUUUCUAGUUCUUCUUCUUUGAUAAUUCUAGCUCUCUGCUAAUUGCAACUCUCUUUUGUAAUUUUUUUUUCCUCUUGCCUAAUUAAUUCUGGAGUUCUUUUGCUGCUA
Molecule: messenger RNA, 1008 nt
Organism: Oryza sativa Japonica Group (Japanese rice)
Lineage: Eukaryota; Viridiplantae; Streptophyta; Magnoliopsida; Poales; Poaceae
Source: RefSeq, a predicted model, not a curated record